Fonsecaea erecta is the source of this 1908-nucleotide messenger RNA. RefSeq lists its product as hypothetical. NCBI's taxonomy places the organism in Eukaryota, Fungi, Ascomycota, Eurotiomycetes, Chaetothyriales, Herpotrichiellaceae. The transcript is spliced from 2 exons. The record is from RefSeq and is a predicted model, not a curated record. The coding region runs from base 1 to 1908 and encodes 635 amino acids.
AUGGUCUCUGAUUCCGCGACUAACAAAUCAGUCAGGAAGCCACACGCUCGCAUAGUGCAGCCGGCAUUACCUUUGAUCCCAGGCUUGAAACGCCGGAAACCAAAGCCGAUCACGGUGGAACGCGAACAAGAGAAGGUGGGCUUAGGACCAGCACCUCAGUUGGUUACCGACGAUGCAAAGUCUCCCAGGGACACAGAUUCUGGGGCAGACGUGGCUGAUUCCGAUGUGUCUCAUAAUGGAGUCUUCGACGAGAAAGUAACGACUCUGUCCACAGGUUCAGAACCUGUAACUCCCCAGCUCUCUCAAUCUACAGCGCAUGAAGAACUCCUCACAGAAGCACACGCAGAAAAUGAAGGCAAUGAGGAAGAGGUGGAAACUGGCGACAUCGAUAAACACAUUAGAGAGGAUGCUGGUGUGGUGGAGACAUCAAAUAUCGGAGAUGUGGUGAGCGCCAGGGAACUGCCAGUAAUCGACACCGAUUAUGGCCACAAGGCUGUUGCUGGUGCCGAUGACAACUUGUCUGAAACUCUACCGGGCCCAGCCGAAGAGGACGACAAUAGUCAACUGGAGACCGAUGUGCCAGGUCCACUGUCCGCAGGGAGAACUGAACCCACCGCCACGUCCAUUCAUGCGAAUGGGACUGAUUCAUCACUGCCGGCACUGGACGAGAGUGGUGCCUUUACGUCGCAACUCGGAGAGAUUAACUCUGGGUAUCAAAAUGCACAACCACCUGUCACAUUCAAUGAUGGAUUUCGCGAUCCGGCAGUUAAUGGCUACCAUCAGUCAUCCAACACACCCUAUGCCCUCCCUGGGCCUCCGCCAAGGUCAUUCAACACUCUCCCUUCACUUCAGGAACAUCUGCUUCUUCUCAAUGCGACAAAAGAAGGUGUUGAUAUUCUCCUCCAGGUAAAUCCAGCUAAUGGACAGCCAUUUGUGACAUACUGUCACUCCGUCAUUCUCUUCCGCAGCCUACGCAUGCAAAGACUCGCGACUCGCCAACAACAGACUAACAACAAUUACCCCGGAAAUGUCAUCAGUCUGUAUCCUGCUCGUCCAAUCAUGGCUCACGCCUUUGAAGCUGCGCUGCGCUUCCUUUACUCCGACACGGUCUUGGGAAAGGACUUUUUUGUUCAACCACAUCCCGGGGCUGACUUUCAGGCUGUGAGAGUGCACAACCUUGAGUAUCUCUUGUCCUAUUGGGUAUCUGGGAUAGAACUCGGUCUUGAACCAGUCUCCAUCUGUGCAGAGAGGCUUCUGGUCAAUUACCUUGACUGGGAUAUCCUGGAACUCACCUACAGAGCUGCCGUGGAGCUUGCCAACUCACCCAUGUCAUCACAUGGAAAGAACAUGGUCGGAUCCGACUAUCUCGACUCCAGUAGCUCCAUCAUCAAGCUCAUCCUUCAAUUCCUGGCCACCCACAUUGACGUCAAGAGCUUCAAACUCGACACCACCUCGACUGCCGGCACCAUGAUCCCGUCUCGCCUGCCUCAACUGGAUGAUGGCCGCCCGAAACACAAUCCAGCACUGGCUUCUAUGGUGUUUGGUUCCAUGCCUUCGUCGGCAGAUAUGUCUCCAUCGUCUCCGCAAUCUGAGAUCUUACCAUCUGCAUCGACUUUCAAGGACACCGUUGCGUCCAACAUACUUUUGAAUGUGGAUUUUGAGAACCUCAAUGUCUUCAACAACUUCAUCCAAGCAUCCACGAUCCGGGAUGCUGGCGCUGCGAAACUCAUGGCCGAUGUUGUCAACGAACGCGAAGCCCGUCGUCAAAAGAUGUACACGUCCCGCAUUCCAAACAAAGACCGUAUGGCGAACUCUGCUGCGUGGGAAGCUGUGGGAUUAAAGGAGUCGAUCACGGCGGGAAAUGUCCUCUCUCGAGAACGUGUCGGUUUCUUGAUUUCUUCCAAAUGA